UGACUCUUCCUCCUUCUAUCUCUUUCGGCGACUUCUUUGCCUUUUCAAGCUGCACUCAGAAGACAGGAUGGCGCCUGCUUCUUUGGACCUGCCCGAGGCGAGCUUCUCGACGAUUGCGCUGCAUGCGGACGAUCCCCGGGACCACGGCCGGGGCAGCGUCCCCGUCGCGCCGGACCUGCAGCUGAGCACGACGUACCGCACGCCGCACCCGGACUCGGAGGCCGGCCAGCGACUCCGCGAGCUCGGCGAGGAGGGCCUGGACUGGGAGGACCCCGUGGCGCACAUCUACUCGCGCUACACGUCCGAGACGCGCGCACGGGCCGAAAAGGUCCUCUCGGGCAUCAUGGCCGGCCACGCCCUCACAUACGCCAGCGGCCUCGCCGCUGCGUACGCCGCCGUGCUCCACUAUGCGCCCGCUGUCAUUGCCAUCCGCAAGGGCUACCACGGCGUGCACUCCUCCAUCGACGUCUUCCUCCGCACCCACCCCAACACGCGGCUCAUCGACAUCGACGACGAGUACCCUGCGGAUCUCCAGCCGUCGUCCUUGACAACUGGCACAGGCACAGACACAGGCCGCAGCGCAUCGGGUGGGCUACUCGUCUGGCUCGAGACGCCGCUCAACCCGACGGGCGAGGCGCGCGACAUUGCCCACUAUGCGCAGCGGGCCCACGCCGCCGGCGCCGGCGCGCACCUCGUCGUCGACUCGACGUUUGCGCCCCUCCAGCGCGCCCUCGACCACGGCGCCGACAUGGCCAUGCACAGCGGCACAAAGUACUUUGGCGGCCACUCGGACCUCCUCGUGGGCGUGCUCGCCGUGCGCGAAAAGGCCGCCUGGGUCUCUCUCUGGCACGACCGCACCUACGUCGGCGCCACGCCGGGCAACCUCGAGAGCUGGCUCCUGCUCCGCUCUCUGCGCACCCUCGAGGUGCGUUGGCAGCGCCAGAGCGCCACGGCCACCAAGCUCGCCGCCUGGCUCCGCAGCCUCGCCGUCUCGACGACGCCCCCUACCGAGCUGAGCACGGCAGACGAGGACCGCGCCCUGCUCGAGAGCCGCAUCGUCGAGCGCGUCUGGCACGCCAGUCUCCAGCCGCGGCGCGACAAGGACCCCAGCGCGACGCCUCGCGAGGUCGAGGGCGGGCCCGACUUUGAUCCAAGCGAACAGCUCCGCCACGGCUGGCCCGCCUGCUUUGCAUUCCGGCUGAGCAAGCCAGCGAUCGCAUACAAGCUGCCGCACGAGACAAAGUACUUUGCCUCGGCCACGUCCCUCGGCGGCGUCGAGUCCCUGCUUGAGUACCGCCGGGCAUCGGACCCCACCGAGGACCCGGCGCUGAUCCGCCUCAGCAUCGGCCUCGAGUCCUUUGAAGACCUGCAGGCAGACUUGCGCGCAGCCAUGAAGAAGUUCAUCUAGCUGUGUGUGUAGAGGUGUGUGUGUGUGUGCUAUAGACAAUCAUCAUCAUCAU
This is a messenger RNA of Acaromyces ingoldii, 1460 nucleotides long. Its product is annotated as PLP-dependent transferase. The transcript is spliced from 4 exons. Gene Ontology annotation, biological process: transsulfuration. Gene Ontology annotation, molecular function: pyridoxal phosphate binding; carbon-sulfur lyase activity. Bases 68 to 1408 code for a protein of 446 amino acids. The record is from RefSeq and is a predicted model, not a curated record. Gene Ontology annotation, cellular component: cytoplasm. NCBI's taxonomy places the organism in Eukaryota, Fungi, Basidiomycota, Exobasidiomycetes, Exobasidiales, Cryptobasidiaceae.